CGUCACUUCCGGAUGUAAUCCUCAGAGCUGGAGGAAAAAAAAAAAAAAAAAACUCUCGUAGCCAUAAAUGUUAUCUUGUUAGCCGCCGUCGGUUUGCUUGAGUAAAACCAUCCAUGUCCAGACACAGAGAGGAUUGUCGACGUGUUGUGGUGCUUAUGUGUACAAAGAGGAGCACAGCAGCCCUUCUCACGACGCGCCGUCAACUGGUCCUUCAGGUUAAGUGACUAGAGGAGAAGAUCUUGGCACGGUUGUGUGCCAGUCCAUUUCCAAACCCAGGGACUCUUGAAUCCAGGUAAAGUCAUGAUAUAAAGACAAGGGUCCACUAGAAGAUGAAUGGUCUGUCCAUACGAGAGCUAUGCUGCCUGUUCUGCUGUCCUCCUUGCCCCAGCCGCAUCGCCGCCAAAUUAGCUUUCCUCCCUCCAGAGCCCACCUACGCCCUCCUCCCUGACCCAGAUCCCAGUGCCGGUGCCGGAGCCGCGUCCGGGCCCAGCUCCGGGGCUCCCCUCCCCUCCCUGGGAGCUCCCGGCCUGCGUUCGCGGCUCGGCGCCGGCAGCGGCGGCGACCGGGGAGGCGGCGGCGGCACCGGCGGCGGCGGAAGCGGAGGUUCCGGUGCCGCGGGUGGAUGCGAAAGCAGGUGGAAGCUGCAUCUCACAGAGCGGGCAGAGUUUCAGUAUUCUCAGAGAGAGCUGGACGUGACGGACGUGUUCCUGACCAGGUCCAGCAGAGGCAACAGGGUGGGAUGUAUGUAUAUACGCUGUGCCCCUAACGCCAGGUUCACCGUGUUGUUUUCACACGGCAACGCAGUGGACCUUGGUCAGAUGAGCAGUUUUUACAUCGGCUUAGGAACGCGCAUCAACUGCAACAUAUUCUCGUACGAUUACUCAGGCUAUGGGGUUAGCACUGGCAAACCAUCAGAGAAAAACCUUUAUGCUGACAUUGACGCCGCCUGGCACGCCUUGCGCUCCAGGUACGGUAUCAGCCCUGAGAACAUCAUCCUGUACGGGCAGAGCAUCGGCACGGUGCCCACGGUGGACUUGGCGUCACGCUUCGAGUGUGCUGCUGUGGUUCUACACUCUCCUCUCACCUCCGGGAUGAGAGUGGCCUUCCCUGACACCAAGAAGACCUACUGCUUCGAUGCCUUCCCCAACAUAGAGAAGGUGUCCAAGAUCCCGUCUCCCGUGCUGAUCAUCCACGGCACAGAGGACGAGGUCAUCGACUUCUCCCACGGUCUGGCCCUCUUCGAGCGCUGCCCCAAGGCUGUGGAGCCGCUCUGGGUGGAGGGGGCGGGCCACAACGACAUCGAGCUCUACAGUCAGUACCUGGAGAGGCUACGGCGCUUCAUCAACCAGGACCUGGCCGCCCAGCACGCCUGAGGGGGCUCGCGCCCGCCUGUGCGUGUAGGUGUGUGUGCGUGCGUGUGUGUGUGUGUGUGCCCGUGCGUACCUUGUGUGUGAGUAUGCGUACGUUGCAGGCGUGCAUGCUUGCUUGCGUCGCGAGCAUGUGUACGUUGCGAGCGUGCGUUGAGAAUGUGUGUGCGUCACAAGUGUGCGAGCGUUCGUGCGUUACGUGGGUGUGUCCGUCGCGAGUAUGUGUACGUUGCGAGCGUGCGUUGAGAGUGUGUGUGCGUCACAAGUGUGCGAGUGUUCGUGCAUAGCGAGGGUGUGUACGUUGCGAGCGUGCGUGCAUGUGUCACAAGCGUGCCUACGUUGCGAGCGUGCUGGCAUAUAUUGCGUGCGCGCAUACGUCGCAAACGUGCGUACUUGCUUGCGUCGUGAGCGUGCGUACGUUGCGAGCGUGCUUGCGUCGCAUUGCGUUGAGCGUUUGUGUGUCACAAGCGUGCAUACUUUGAGCGUAAGUCGCGUGCUUGUGUACAUUGCGUGCGCGCAUAUGUCGCGAACGUGUGUACGUGCUUUCCUCGUGAGCGUGCAUGUGUACGUCACGAACGUGCGCGCUUGCGUACAUCUUGAACGUGCAUAUGAGCUUGCGUCGUGAGCGUGCAUAUGUCGCGAGCGUGUGUACGUUGCGUACAUCCCGUGCGCGUGCAUCGCGUACGUGCGAACGUCGCGUGCUUGCGUACGUUGCAUGCGCGCGUACGUGCUUGCGUCGUAAGCAUGUCGCGAGCCUACGUCACGUGCUUGCGUACAACGUGAGCAUGCGCGCGUACGUCGCAAACGUACUUGCGUCACGAGUGUGCGUAUGUUGCAAGCGUACAUCGCGUGCUUGCGUGCGCGUACGUCACGAACGUGCGAGAGUGCGUACGUAGCGUGCUUGCAUAUAUUGCGUGCGCGCAUUUGUCGCAAACGUGCGUACUUGCUUGCGUCGAGAGCGUGCUUGCAUAUAUUGCGUGCGCGCAUACGUCGCAAACGUGCGUACUUGCUUGCGUCGUGAGCGUGCGUACGUUGCGAGCGUGCUUGCAUAUAUUGCGUGCGCGCACACAUCGCAAACGUGCGUACUUGCUUGCGUCGUGAGCGUGCCUACGUUGCGAGCGUGCUCGCAUAUAUUGCGUGCACGCAUACAUCGCAAACGUGCGUACUUGCUUGCGUCGUGAGCGUGCCUACGUUGCGAGCGUGCCUGCAUAUAUUGCGUGCGCGCAUACGUCGGAAACGUGCGUACUUGCUUGCGUCGUGAGCGUGCCUACGUUGCGAGCGUGCUUGCGUCGCAUUGCGUUGUGAGCGUGUGUGUCACAAGCGUGCAUACUUUGUGAGCGUACGUCGCGUGCUUGUGUACAUUGCGUGCGCGCAUAUGUCGCGUAUGUCGCGAACGUGCGUACGUUGCGUGCUUGCGUACAUCUUGAACGUGCAUAUGAGUUUGCGUCGUGAGUGUGCAAAUGUCGCGAGUGUGUGUACGUUGCGAGCAUACGUCGCGUGCUUGCGUACAUCGCGAGCGUGCGUACGUCGCGUGCUUGCGUACAUUGCAUCCACGUGUACGUGCUUGCGUCGUGAGCGUACGUCACGUGCUUGGGUACAUCGUGAGCAUGCGCGCGUAUGUCGCAAACGUGCUUGCAUCGUGAGCGUGCGUACAUUGCGAGCGCACGUCACGUGCUUGGGUGCAUCGUGAGCAUGCGCGCGUACGUCGCAAACGUGCUUGCAUCGUGAGCGCACGUACAUUGCGAGCGUAUGUCGCGUGCUUGCGUACGUUGCGUACGCCACGAACGUGCGAGCGUGCGUACGUCGCGUACUUGCGUGCGCUACAUGCGCGUGCACGUAACGUACGUGAGUACGUAGCGUGCUUGCGUACAUUGCAUGCGCGUGUACGUCGCGUACGUGUGUACGUGCUUGCGUCGUAAGUGCGUCGUGAGCACGUCGCGAGCGUACGUCACGUGCUUGCGUACAUCGUGAGCAUGCGCGCGCGCGUACGUCGCAAACGUGCUUGCAUCGUGAGCGUGCUUACAUUGCGAGCGUAUGUCGCGUGCUUGCGUACGUCGCAAACGUGCGUACAUCGAGAGCGUACAUUGCAAGCGCGCUUAUGUCGCAAGCGUGCAUACGUUACGACAGUGCGUGCGUGCUUGGGUUGUGAGUGUGCAUGCGUCGCAUCGCGAGCGUGCGUGCUUGCGUUGCAUCAGGAGUGUGUGUGCUUGUGUGAAUUGCGAGCGUCAUGAGAGUACGAGUACAUGCGUGUUUGCGUUGCGUGUGUGUGUGUGUGUGUGUGUGUGUGUGUGUGUGUGUGUGUGUGUGUGUGUGUGUGUGUGUGUGCAUGGUGCCCACAAUGUGUGCACAUGAGAAAUAUUCUUACUUACAGAACAUGACAGCUGCAUUAAUGCAAACAUACGUGUGUGUGUGUGUGUGUGUGUGUGGGGUCUGUGUGUCUUUUACACAACACAUGUUUAAUGUUACUAUUUUACAAAUGAUUGCAUUGUGUCUCCUUCAAGUUAGUGUAUUUAUCUGUGGUGUUUUUAACUUUUGUUGAACUCACAGUCAAUCCUAUUGAAAGUUUAGGAACAUUACAAAUGUUUUGUCCAAAAAAAAGACACACAGACGUGUUUGUUGUGGUCCUGAUGGAGGAGUCGUGAGGUAAUAUUCAUAUCGUGUGUGUGUGUAUGUGUGUGUGCGUGUGUGUGUGUGUGAGAGGCAGCUUUUGGCAACAAUGAAGGACACAUGUUGACUUGACAACAGCGUGAGGGAAUAGUAACUUUUGAACAUGGACUCGUCUUAUUUGUGUGAAGAAUACCUCCACCUGGUGGUCAGACCUCUCGGCCCCCACAAUGGACAUGAGGGUCCGGGGCGUCACUUCAGCCCCAUAAAAGAUGACCCGAUCUCCCCGUUUCUUAACCGUGUCACUUUUGCCUUUUCGCUGUGCACCCUCGCAGCCGGCAUUUGUUCUCCAACAUCUCCAACAUCUCACGUCCCAACUGGAGUUUACCCACUUUGUUCAGCACUCUUUUCCACUUUUGUGUCCCGAAGGAAAGAAUCAGAACAGUUCUGUUGCACCGUGCGCUCUUAUUUUGGUAGACGCCUUUGGCUUCCUGGGAUGAAAUAUUACACCCCCCAAAAAAAAUCAUCAAACAAGUCCUUGUUGUUAAACAUGUGACUCGACUUUUUUAGUCAUUUCCUGUUGGGCCCGUGACUAAUGGAGGAUGCGUAACUUCACGAUGUUGACGUGUUUCGUCCCACGGAGCUAAAAUACCUCGCUGUUUUGUCGCCGAGGUUUCCAUUUGAGCCCCAAAACGGCCGACUUCCUGUCCGUCUGCAGCCAUUGGUUCUUGGUUCACGGAAUGUGACGAACUUGUCAGGUUUAAACAAAUGUCUGCUUUUCUUUAGUUGAAACCCCCUCAUCGAGUAAAAGUGUCGAGUAAGACCGAGACUACAGGUAUGAUCCAUCAAAUAUUUAUUUGUCGUUGUUCUCUCUGUGUCGUUUUAUUUGAUCUUUUCAGUAAGGCCCCUAAUGUUACUCCCCUGGCGGCCAGCAGUGCACUUCCUGUCUGAGGCAAGUCAGGACCUCACUUUGGUGUGGUGCAGGUUCCACCACACACACACACACACACACACACACACACACACACACACACACACACACACACACACACGCUUGUAUUCCCGACCUUCUUGAGACCUCUGAAAAAUGCCUACCUUUAAAGAACCACCCUUUCAAGAUAUAUAAUUUACAACAUUAAUGAUGUAUUAUAUUUCUCUGAAUUGCCGCCGAGGCUCUAAUUAAUUUAAAACCUCUUCUCACCCCGGCGCUUACCAAAGGCAUGCAGUAAAAGUAAGCACGCGCUAAUUAUUUUAAAACCUUCUCACUCUGGCACUUACCAAAGGCAUGCGGUAAAAGUAAGCAUGCGCUAAUUAUUUUAAAACCUUCUCACUCUGGCACUCACCAAAGGCAUGCGGUAAAUUUAGACCUGCGCUUAUAAAUUUGAGUGUGAUGUAAGGAUACCAUCAUGAAAAACACAUUUAAUAAAAAAAAACGUUAUUAUGGUCUUACCUUUACUUAUAAAUGAAGUCCAUGCGCAGCUCCUUCUGAUCAAAAGCAUCGAUAACUUGUUUAUAGAAGUAUUCCUUAUCUUUCUUCAGUUUUAAAAGUCUCUCUGUCUCGAUGGAGAUCUUGCUUUAUUACCUCCUGCUUCGAUUGAAAGUCCAGUUUAGAAAACUGUUUUAUUUUAGAUAUGUAAUCCCCCAUGUUAAAAGUGCAAGCGAGAGGAAAAAAUAAACGCUCGUUGCUCACUCUUGCUGCUUGUUGUGACUCUUUCUGGAGCCGAGUAGUCGCAAGAAGGAUCACUAGCGCCCUCUACCACCAGGAGGCGGGAGUCAUUUAACGACUCAUAUUUGACACACGCAGCUACGGUAUAUCAAUAAAACAUAGCUGCUGACUGUUCUUUUUAGCAUAUUCAAUAGCUUGGACCUUAAAUCCUACUGAAUAGCUCUUAAUCUUCUUCCCUUUAUGCCAUUUCAAAUUAUUGAAAUCAGCCUCCUCCAUUUUGAAAAUGAUGACAGGUGAAGUGUCACUCGUGACGUGACGAGUUUGACCCUGCGGAAAUUCUAGGCAUAUGCUAAUUAUUUUGGCGAAACGAGCUUGACCCGGCAGAAAUUCUAGACAUGGGUCAAUAAAAAUAAUAUUUUGACCCGGCAGUAAUUCUAGGCAGGCGCUUACUAUUUACCCGCCGGCAAUUCAAGGAAAUACGGUAUACAUACUAUGCAAAUAUAAAAAAGCUUGUUGUGAAAAAUGAGCUGGAGUUUCACAAGAAAAAGGUCAUAAUUUCACAAGAAAAACUUUUGGCGGUAUUUUAAUAAAAGUCAUAACUUAACCCACCGCUAGUCAAAAUUUUACAAAAAAAAAAUGAACAUUUGUGCAACAUUAUGAUAAAAGUUGGAUUUUUACUCAAUAACAGUUGCAGUUUUAUAGGAAAACGUAAACAUUUUGGCAAUAUUAGAACAACAAUCGGAAUUUUACUUGGCAAAAUCAUGACAAAAGUUAUAAUUCUACUCAAAACAUUUCACAAGAACAACAAAAAAAUGUACAGUAUUGUGAUGAAAGUCAGAAUUUUAUAUGAGAAAUCUCACCAUUUUGCAUUAAAAAGUAAUCAUUUUACAUAAAACAAUAAUUUUAGGAGAAAAUAUUGCGAUAUUACAGAAACAGAAUAUAAGAAAUUGUUCCCAAUUCUAUUAGAAAAUAAUUGACACAAUGUGAGGGAAAAAAAAUGCUUUUAGUUAAUACAUUUUUGAGGGAUUUUUUUAUUUGUAAUUGCUUUUUAAUUUUCAUUAUUUACUUUGUUAUUACAGUAUGUUCUUUAUACAUAUUUAUUUGUAUCAUUUUAAUUCAUUUUGACCAAAAGGGGCGCAUUUAAAUUUCUUACACACACUUGUUAUUACAUAUCUUGGCCAGAGGGGGAGCACUUCAAAUUUUUACACACUUGUUAUUUCAUAUGUUGACCACCGAGGGCGCACUUUUAAAAGUUGUUUUUUUGUAACGUGAUUAAGGCCGAGGAUAAAGGAGUCAGGGACCACAGACGGUCCAUGUGCCGCACUUUGGGCAACCCAGCUGUAGAAGCUAACUGUUAAUGGCCACAACAGUCUUAGUAGCGUAGUGUGUUUGUUCAUCCUAUGCUCACCACCGGAAGUGGUAAAAUUAGCUGUUCACCUGGCUGGGUUUUUUUGGGGAUGAAUAGGGAACUCCUUCUUUAGCUGCCGUCUUGUUUUAUCAUAUAUUUGCACCUGUCAAUGUUUACUUUUGUAUGCACAUUAAAUCAACAAAAAAAUCCUGACUUUGGAGCAAUGUUCACAGACUCUAGUACUUGGCUCUCUAUUAAAUGCAAUGGUUUUCCGUAUUGGGCCCAUGAUUUCGAUCCUAACUUGUUCACACCUUCUCGUAUGGAAGCUACUUUUCCUUGUUGAUGUCUCAAGAAGGGUAGAAGCCCAAAAAAUCCUGACUUUGGAGCAAUGUUCACAGACUUUAGUAUUUGGCUCUCUAUUAGAUGCAAUGGUUUUCCGUAUUGGGACCAUGAUUUAUGUACUAACUUGUUCACACCUCCUCAUAUGGAAGCUACUUGUCCUUGUUGAUGUCUCAAGAAGGGUAGAAGCCAAAAAAAUCCUGACUUUGGAGCAAUGUUCACAGACUUUAGUAUUUGGCUCUCUAUUUGAUGCAAUGGUUUUCCGUAUUGGGCCCAUGAUUUCGAUCCUAACUUGUUUACACCUUCUCUUAUGGAAGCUACUUUUCCUUGUUGAUGUCUCAAGAAGGGUAGAAGCCCAAAAAAUCCUGACUUUGGAGCAAUCUUCACAGACUUUAGUAUUUGGCUCUCUAUUAGAUGCAAUGGUUUUCCGUAUUGGGACCAUGAUUUAUGUACUAACUUGUUCACACCUCAUAUGGAAGCUACGUUUCCUUGUUGGUGUCUCAAGAAGGGUAGAAAAACAAUUUCUGACUUUGGAGCAAUGUUCACGGACUUCAGUAUUUUGGCUGUCUAUUCGAUGAGUUGAUUGGCAACACUAAAUGGUCCCUAGUGUGUGACUGUGAGUGUGAAUGUUGUCUGUCUAUCUGUGUUGGCCCUGCGACGAGGUGGCGACUUGUCCAGGGUGUACCCCGCCUACCGCCUGAAUGCAGCUGAGAUAGGCUCCAGGGACCCCAAAAGGGACAAGCGGUAGAAAAUGGAUGGAUAAACACAAUGGUUUUCCGUAUCGGGACCACGAUUUUGGUCCUAACGUGUUCACACCUUCUCAAAUGGAAGCUACUUCUCCUUGUUGGUGUCUUAAGAAGUGUAGAAACAAAAAAAAAUCCUGACUUUGGAGCAAUGUUCACGGACUCUAGUAUUCGGCUCUCUAUUAGAUGCAAUGGUUUUUCCGUAUCGGGACCAUAAUUUAUGUCCUAGCUCCUCAUAUGGAAGGUACUUUUCUUUGUUGAUGUCUCAAGAAGGGUAGAAAUACAAGAACACACACACACGCAUACUAUAUUACACAAUAAAACCCCACAUUUCUUUGUGUGUUGGAACAAGCAGGUCUUAAGUUGCACAUUUUUGUACAAAAGAUGUCAAGUUGCGUGUGUUUAUUGUCGUACGUCUUCGCUGGGUCAGGUGCCAGAAAGAACCCGUGGGACCAGUUUGCGGUUUGCGGGUGAUGGCGGCAUCACGCUAACCCCCCAAAAGGAGCGGCGGGACCACAGAUCUGUUCUGACCCCUCAUGUUGAAAACAGGGAAUCUCAUCGUUGUUUGUGUCCUACCAAAGGAGAUGUGUCACCACCUUAAAACCAGGGAUCUGCCACAUGUGUUCAACUACGGGAAAAAAACACAAAAACAUUUGAAGUCCGAGGCCUCAUUUUCUUUUUUUUUCCUGGACACUUUUUCAGGGAAAGCGCCUGGCACGGGUUCGGGGUGUGAACUUUUAAGGUUUUUGUUGCGGCGCCACUACGGUCGAUGUUUGUCACGUCCCGGACAUUGCGUGACGGGACUGACAAGUGUGUGCAUGUUGUUGUGUAUGUAUUCUAUUGGAGGGCGACGCUCCACCCAUGGCAUUGACUCUUUGACGCGCUUUAAAGAGAUCUAAAAAACAAACAAAAAAAGAGACAUUUGAAUUUUGUAUUGCUCAUACUAACUAAUGUAUAAUGAGUUUGUUCCGGGGGUGAAGUGGGUAGGGGGGGAGGGGCUACUUGAACAAUACUAGUGGACUGUUUCUAUGGUUACUGUACUUAAUUAUUCGAUUCUUUGUAUUAUGAUUUGUAAUUUUAUGUUGCUUUUUGAAGCGAGACAAUGAUGUAAUGGAAUUACUACAUGAGACUAAAUCUUGACCUUUUUAUGGAUAAUGUAAACAAUAAAAGAUGACUUAUGUACAAAAAGCAAA
Nerophis ophidion (straightnose pipefish) is the source of this 9260-nucleotide messenger RNA. Its product is annotated as alpha/beta hydrolase domain-containing protein 17A-like. Gene Ontology annotation, biological process: protein depalmitoylation. The record is from RefSeq and is a predicted model, not a curated record. Bases 330 to 1373 code for a protein of 347 amino acids. Gene Ontology annotation, molecular function: palmitoyl-(protein) hydrolase activity. The transcript is spliced from 6 exons. Lineage: Eukaryota; Metazoa; Chordata; Actinopteri; Syngnathiformes; Syngnathidae. Gene Ontology annotation, cellular component: plasma membrane; endosome membrane.